CAUGAGAAAGAGUCAAACAGCAUCUUUCAUCCACUCAAUCCUAGGCUAAGCUGUCUCUUUUUCUCUCGUGUGUUUGUGUGCCUAGAAAAAAAAAAAAAAAAAUUAUGUACCAACAACUCUGUAGACACAAAAGAAAACAAAGAAAAUAACCCUCCUCGAAUCAUGGUCUUCGUGUAAGCUAGUGCAGGAGUGACCUUCACGAUCUCUCCACUUCUCUCUCUCUCUCUCUCUCUCUUUCUUUUUCAAAGUUGAUUGUUCAGAAUUUCGGAUCACCACAUGACCAUUUCCUUCUUUAUUUGUGAUAACUUUCUUUCCAUAACAAACCCAUCUCUAUCUUGCUCUCUCUCUUCUUUUUCUUUGUAUCUUUUCUUUCUUUGAAGGGUUAUCUUUUGUGGGUUGUCUCGGUUUUGCUUCCUAUUUGCCUUUUUUUUAUAAUUCUUUUCUUUUUCUGCAUUGGGUUGCUCUCGUUUUUUGUUUGUUUUUGUUAGUCAUAUUCUUGUUUUUAAGAGGAGCAGUAGUGGUUUGGCUUCUCCUGGGUGUACUUUUACUUUCGGUUAUUUAGUCAGUGACUGAGUGGUGAUUCUUAUUCUGUUGUUUUGUGUUAUUGUUGAUGGACUUUUGAUGUCUUUGGCGGUUGGUGUUGAUUCAAGUUCCAGCAACAUGGGGUUUGAUGAGAAAAGCAAUGAGAGUGGUGGUGGUGGUGGAGUUUCGGGUGAGACGGUAACAAAAACACCUCCAAAUGAACAGGCUAAGAAUGAGCCAGUUGGUGGAGCUAUAUCUAGACAAAUGAGUGAGAAUUCUAUUUCUGCAACUGAGGAUGAAGAAGAAGAUGAAGAUAGACAGAUUGAGUUGGGUCCUCUGUACACUCUUAAAGAACAAUUUGAAAAGGAUAAGGAUGACGAGAGCUUGAGGAGAUGGAAAGAACAGCUUCUUGGGAGUGUGGAUAUCAAUUCUGUUGGAGAAACACUAGAACCAGAUGUUAAGAUCUUGAGCCUUUCAAUUAAAUCGCCCGGUAGACCAGAUAUUGUUCUCGCAGUUCCUGAGAGUGGCAAAGUCAAAGGUUUGUGGUUUACCUUAAAAGAAGGUAGCCGUUACAGCCUACAGUUCACUUUCCAGGUUAGCAACAAUAUUGUAUCCGGCCUCAAAUACACUAACACAGUUUGGAAAACUGGUGUCAAGGUUGAUAGCACGAAGGAAAUGCUUGGAACCUUUAGUCCUCAGGCAGAACCUUAUAUACAAGAAAUGCCCGAAGAAACUACUCCGUCCGGCAUUUUUGCUAGAGGAUCAUAUUCAGCUAGAAGUAAGUUUGUUGAUGAUGACAACAAGUGCUACUUGGAGAUCAACUAUACAUUCGACAUCCGUAAAGAUUGGCAGGCGACUUGAAGUGUGAAUUGUCCGAUGAGUUUCAUUGCUUGGCCCCUCAGUCAAAAUGGUUUUUUGAGUUGAAAUCUGCUUCAGAUGUUAACAUAUUUCAUUUGCAGUGUCUUAUUUAUUUUAGUCCUAUCUGAGACUGGUGGAUUCUACACAGUGAAGAAGAAGAAGAAGAAGAGAGGAUUUGGAAACAAUUGGAGCAAGUAAAAAUUCAUUUCAUUCAGGAAGAGUCUCAAUCAAUAAAAAUUGAGCUUGGCUGUUUGAGCACACACAGAGUCACUUUGUAAUUCUUUUGCUUUUCAACAUUAUUAAUUAGUGUUGUGGUAAGCUUUAUCUUUGUAGUUUGAGGUUGUUAACUGAUGAUUCAGUACUGGGGGACUCAAAAAAACAAAAAAAAAGAAGGUUGAAACUUGAAAGCAGU
Messenger RNA from Pistacia vera, 1792 nucleotides. Its product is annotated as rho GDP-dissociation inhibitor 1. Gene Ontology annotation, cellular component: cytoplasm; membrane; cytosol. NCBI's taxonomy places the organism in Eukaryota, Viridiplantae, Streptophyta, Magnoliopsida, Sapindales, Anacardiaceae. Gene Ontology annotation, biological process: Rho protein signal transduction. Gene Ontology annotation, molecular function: Rho GDP-dissociation inhibitor activity; protein binding. Bases 622 to 1383 code for a protein of 253 amino acids. The transcript has 5 exons. The record is from RefSeq and is a predicted model, not a curated record.